Oldenlandia corymbosa var. corymbosa is the source of this 1662-nucleotide messenger RNA. Lineage: Eukaryota; Viridiplantae; Streptophyta; Magnoliopsida; Gentianales; Rubiaceae. The record is from the annotation of a GenBank genome assembly.
AUGACGGAACAGAAGAACAUUAUUGACCCCAGAACUGGAUUUUGCCCGGAAACAAAGAUUUACCACAGCCUCCGGCCGCCAGUUACGUUACCGCCGGCUUCUCAACCGCUUUCGAUUGCCGAAUACACUCUGUCCCUCCUCCAGAGCACCAUCUCCGCCCCGGAUUCCACCACCAAUCUCGCCACCCCGUUCCUCAUAGACGCCGCCACCGGCGAGCACCUCACCUACGCCACCUUACUCACCCAAAUCCGCUCUCUUUCUGUCUCAAUCCAAUCCCAGUUCCCGUCGAUUGCCAAAAACGAUGUCGCUUUCAUCCUCGCCCCACCGUCGCUUCACAUCCCUGUUCUGUAUCUCUCCCUUCUCUCUCUCGGAAUCACCGUCUCUCCGGCGAACCCGCUCUCCACCAACGCCGAGCUGGCCCACUUGCUUCGCCUCUGUAAACCCUCCGUCAUCUUCACCGCUUUAUCUAUUUCCUCUAAACUUCCUCCAUCUUUCCAAUCCAAAACCAUUCUUAUUGACUCCCCUCAAUUCUUGUCCAUGAUCACCGGCGGGAAUGAGAAUUGGGGGAAAAAUUAUACCUCCGGAGUCGUCGUCAAUCAGAAUGACUCGGCGGCGAUUUUGUACUCAUCCGGAACAACCGGAAAAGUUAAGGGAGUGGAGGUGAGUCACCGGAAUUUAAUCGCGGUUGUCGCCGGUAUGUACUACAACAGAUACGUCCGAGAAGGCGAAGAAUCGACUCAUCCGGUUUCCUUAUUUCCGUUGCCGCUGUUUCACGUGUUCGGGUUUUUUAUGCUAAUUAGGGGGGCCGCCGCCGGGGAGACUCUGAUUCUGAUGAAGAGGUUCGAUUUCGUGGAUAUGCUCAAGGCGGUGGAGAAGUACAAGGUGACGUACAUGCCUGUUUCUCCGCCGCUCGUGGUGGCGAUGGCGAAGUCCGACCUGGUGGAUAAGUAUGACUUGAGUUCGCUUAAGCUUCUCGGUAGCGGUGGCGCGCCGCUGGGGAGGGAGGCCACGGAGAAGUUCUUGGCGCGGUUUCCACACAUGGAGAUUUUUCAGGGAUAUGGUAUGACUGAGACUGGGGGAGCAGCUACCAGGAUGUUAGGGGCUGACGAGGCAAAGCGAUUUGGCUCUGUUGGUCGCCUGACUGAGAAUAUCGAAGCAAAGAUUGUUGACCCUGAUACGAAAGAGGCUUUACCUCCUGGUCAGCGAGGGGAAUUAUGGCUGAGAGGGCCGAUAGUCAUGAAAGGGUAUGUUGGAGAUCCUCAAGCAACAGCUGAAACAAUGGACCCAGAGGGCUGGCUAAAGACUGGUGAUCUGUGUUAUUUCGACUCCGAUGGGUUUCUUUUCAUCGUAGAUAGGCUGAAGGAACUUAUAAAAUACAAAGCAUAUCAGGUUCCGCCAGCUGAGUUGGAGCAUUUACUUCAAGCUCAUCCUGAUGUAGCUGAUGUGGCAGUUAUUCCAUAUCCUGAUGAAGAAGCUGGACAGAUUCCUAUGGCUUACAUUGUGAGAAAACCAGGACGUUCUGUCACCGAGGCUCAAAUUAUGGAAUUCACUGCAAAACAGGUGUUCUAUAUUGUGAAGGAUCUAUUAUUUCUGAGAAACAAUAGGCUCAUGUGGAUUUUUUACAUGGUGUUCGAUUCCAACAGCCCUUUCUUCUCCAAAUGA